Cladocopium goreaui is the source of this 777-nucleotide messenger RNA. NCBI's taxonomy places the organism in Eukaryota, Dinophyceae, Suessiales, Symbiodiniaceae. The record is from the annotation of a GenBank genome assembly.
AUGAGUCGCGUGGUCAGCAAAUUGCAGGACAAGGCAACUUCAGAGGGUCCCAAGCCCCCGAUCUCUGAGCCGCCCAAUCUCCGGGCGCGGGUGGAGCAUGUGGUCCAACAGACUUUGGCGCGUGAGAGUUCCAAAGCUACCGGCGGCGCAAAGGCCAAUAAUGCCAAUAGCACCAGCGUGGCUGUGCCACAGUCCAAGGACGGAAGUGGCAGCAACCUGCGUCGGGUGUUGCACAAGAUCGUGGACGACACGAAGUUUACGAAGUCGGCUCCGCCGGCAUCUGAUCGACGUUCCAAGGGGCCCAAGGGCUCCAAGGGCUCGGUGUUUCGCCACUGGCCCACCGAGCCGGAAGCUGAAGCCGAAACCCUGGGAGAGGCUGCGGAGGCUGAGGCCGUUGAGGCUGUGGCAGCGGCUGUGGAGGGUGGCUUCAACUUGGUGGGUUUCUUCAAUGACUGGGAUGCUGAGAACGAGCCCAUGCAGGGUGGCAGUUGGCGGCUGAGUAUCCGCAACGGUGCGCCCAUGGGCAGCCGCAAGGGCGUUCAACGCGAGGAGUUCCAGAUCUUGGAAGAUGGAAGUUGGGACAAAAGACUGUUUCCAGCAGGGGGUACGGAGGAGACCGUGGUGUUGCUCAGGCCCGGUCGCCCCAGCCGUGCGGAGAUGAGCUCGCCCGAGACUCCGGGGCACGGUCGAAAUUGGGCAGUUGAGGGCAAACCUGGUGCAGCAUUUAAGGUCACCUAUAGCUCCAAAGACCGGAGCAUCUCCUGUGAACAUGCCUAG